AUGAAGUUUUUGUUCGUCCUCCUCGCCCUCUGUGCCGUUGCUUUGGCUCAACGAGGAAAUAAUAAUCAACAAGAACAAAAUUCGCAAUUCGUCAACAAUGGAGUGAACUUGCCAUGUGGAUUUUCUUGUACUCGCAGAGCUCAAUUCCAAACAUUCAUGGAUGGACAGCUCACAAGUGCACAGUGCUCAAGCAGUGGAGUUGAUUCUCUUUCUCGUUGUAAUGGAUGUUGUGGCGCUCGUGCUUUAGCUGCCGGAAUUUCGACCGAAUUCGCUUCUGGAUUCGCUUCCGUUAACAACAACGAAUGCGUCUGUUGUACUUUCCGUAGAUGCUGA
Molecule: messenger RNA, 333 nt
Organism: Auanema sp. JU1783
Lineage: Eukaryota; Metazoa; Nematoda; Chromadorea; Rhabditida; Rhabditidae
Source: the annotation of a GenBank genome assembly